Zophobas morio is the source of this 827-nucleotide messenger RNA. Its product is annotated as probable peptidyl-tRNA hydrolase 2. Gene Ontology annotation, molecular function: protein binding; peptidyl-tRNA hydrolase activity. Bases 1 to 594 code for a protein of 197 amino acids. NCBI's taxonomy places the organism in Eukaryota, Metazoa, Arthropoda, Insecta, Coleoptera, Tenebrionidae. The transcript is spliced from 4 exons. The record is from RefSeq and is a predicted model, not a curated record. Gene Ontology annotation, cellular component: mitochondrion; cytosol.
AUGGAUGCCACCAAUAAACCGUACGUAAAAUUCCAGCCGAACGAGGAGUACCUCGAGUCCCUCAUCUCCAUGGGCAUCUCCGAAAGUCACGCCCAAGAAGCCCUCUUUUGUACUGGCAACGAAUCAGUGGAAGCCGCUAUCAGCUACGUUUUCACGAACUUACUCCAAGAAGACAACGAGGACCCGAGCGUGGUGCAGAGGGGCGCCGUCGCCGAGAACUGCUAUGAAGAAUCUGCUAAGCGAUACAAAAUGUCAUUUGUGGUCAACACGGCUUUGAAAAUGGGAGUGGGGAAGGUGGCGGCUCAAGUGGCGCAUGCAUGUUUGGGGCUGUACCGGGAAAUGAGGAUAACGGGGGAGAAGGAGGACGCGUUGAACGAGUGGGAUUAUUUCGGGGAGAAGAAAAUCGUUUUGAAGGGGGACAACACCGAACACUUAGAGGAACUGUUCAAUAAGGCGAAAGAACUAAAUAUACCUUGCUAUUUAGUGUCAGAUUCCGGAUUUACACAAAUUCCAGCUGGGUCCGUUACCGUUCUCAGCGUUUUCGGGGACGAAGAUGAGGUUGAUGCUAUCACGGGAACCUUAAGCUUGUUAUAAUGACAAUAUGUUUUAAAUUAAUUUAUUUAUGAUAGGACCAGACUCCUUUGAUAUUGAUAGUAUUUAAUGUGUUGAUUUUUUAUUUUUUAUUUAUUUAUUGUAGAAGUAGAUGGUGACUCUGUAAGAAACACGGUUUAAAAUUUUCAACAUGAAAUCAACCUAGCAUGCGCAACCUUAGUCAGAUGUACAAUAAUGUGUAUACGAUCAUGGAAUAAACUUUUGUUGCAGAUGUA